CCUGCGUUCAGUCACAAUAUAUGUGGAUUAAAAUGAUGUGGAAGAGGCAAUUUCUACCUUCUUUGAAACAUCUAGGACAUCAUUGGAGUGGGGCUAUACAGUGGAGUGGCCAGCUUUGACCGUCCAGACUACAGUUCCCAGCAUCCUUCACCACUUGCUGUUCUGGUUAAGUCUGCAAGACUUCCAGCUGAAGAAAUUCUGUAUAGCCACAUGUUACCUUCAUCAGGGGUGACUACCUGCGAUGUUGCAAACUCUGCUAUCCAUUAUGUGCUUUUGUAAUUCUGGCUGCUUGUGUAGUAGCUUGUGUCGGCUUGGUGUGGAUGCAGAUUGCUCUCAAGGAAGACCUAGAUGAGUUAAAGGAAAGGUUACGAACCAUGGAGUCUAAUCAAAAAUCCUCAUUUCAAGAAAUUCCUCAAUUGACUGAAGAUAUGCUUAAUAAAGAAAAGGAACUGGAAAAAAUUAAGGAUGGAGAAAUGGGACUGAAUAAAAUUUGGGUAAACAUCACUGAAAUAAGCAAACAGAUAUCUUUGCUGAUGGGGGCAGUAAAUCAUCUCAAAGCGAACAUUAAAUCUGCUUCUGAUUUGAUUAACCUUCCUGUUACAGUGGAAGAUCUUCAGAAAAGUGUUGCCACUAUAGGUAGCACUGUAACCAGUGUUCAUCAUGAUGUUGAGACGAUGCAGGCAGCAAUUGAAGAACAUAAGAAAACUAUAGAAACACUCCAAAAUGAAAUGAGUGAACAUGUAGAAGAUAUUAGAGGAAAGCAACUGCCUUCACUUUCUUCUUCCCCUGUUCCCCAAGUAAAUGAGAAGAAUCUGACAUACAGUUGUAAGCAGGAAAGUCAAUAUCUACAUACCUCUAUAGAGGAGGUAAACUCUACCCUGAUGUUGUACCAGAAACUGAAUGAUUUGAAAUUUUUAAGUUUGGAUUUCACUAUCAGCAAUAUAAGCUGGAGAGUUACUUCAUUAGAAAAUCAUAUGACUUUACAUGUGAAUACACUGGAAAAGAGAGAAAACAUCACCACUGGUGUGGUGAGUGAUGUGGCUACCUCAGCAAAUGUAGAACAUGAAGCAAAGAAUGAAACUGCUGCUGAAAUUGUAGAAAAUAUUGAGAAAAUAGAAGAUGUAGAGUCUCAGGUAUCCAAAUUAAGAGAGAAGCUGCAACAGAUCAGUCGUCUGUCGGUCAAAUCAGAAAAUGACCCAUUGGAAUCAAUGAAAAAAGGAAAGCUCCAGAGUACCACAUCAGAGCCUACAAAACAUCCAAGAGUGUCUUCAAGAUCAGUUGGCAACAGUUAUAUGCGAAAUAGACACCCAAGGGGCUUGUCUUUACCUGGAAUAUCCAACAUUGAAGACCUUCAGAAUUUGUUCAGGGCUGCCAAUCAAGGCACUGAUGGCAAGCUGUCUUAUGAAGACCUGCGAAAUCUGGUUGGUUUUACAUGGAAUGAUUCACAGAACUUCAAGGAAUUUGACGCAGAUGGGGAUGAGAAGUAUUCUCUCCCAGAACUGAGGACAGCACUUGGUGUAUAGUAUCCCUACCUAAAUACAGUAUUGAAUGACUUACAGUAGCUACAACUAUCACAACAAAAAACUUGAUAAGUAAAAGCUACAUUCAGCACUUUCCCCAGUGAUGUACUAAUCUUUGCAGCUAACAUCGUGUACUUGUUGACACCUUUUAAAUUUUGUGUUCUUUAGAAAAUACUCAAAAGCUUUUAUAUUUUUAUCUGUAACUUAAGAGAUGUUGAUUCCUGAAAAGAUUUUCACCUCUGAAUCUGAAAUGCAGAGAUAAUUAGACACAAUGAGGUCCUUUCGACCCAAACAAGGCAAUUGGUUGCCAAAGAUUUGCUGCAUUCCUUUCCUUUCCAUUUUCAUAGAACUGAGGUGCAUCUAAUUUUCUCUGACUCAGAGCCAGAGGAUGAUACCCUGCCAUCACGUUUCACAACUGUGGGGGUAAUUAUUCUUGCAUUGAAAUAAUAUAUUCAUAGCAGGAUAGGGUAACUGCACCUUAAACUAUGCUAAGAAUUUAGCUCAAUGUGUUAUUUCCCUUAUAAGGGAAGCGCUUGUUUUCAAAUUAGAAUAUGUGUGUAAAUAUUGAGAAAAAUUAUUUUAUAUUUCAGAUCUGCCUUAAAUUAGCUGCACUUUAGAAUAAAAACAUAAAAGAAUCUGACUUUGUGGGAUAAGACUCAUCUACUUGCAAAUAUUUAAAAUAAAACUAUCUGGGUCGUCUUUGCAUAGUAAUUAAUAAAUAUUCAAUAUGCAUUAGGGAAUAUUUGAGGCUGAGCAGGUAUAUCUUUUUUCUAGGAAUUAUCCUUCUACAUAACAUACUUUCAAUAGUGGCCUGGGAAAAUGCAGUUGUCAAAUAUUCAGAAUAUGAAUUCUGGGGAUGGACUGUAAAGAGGACUUCUACUCUUAAUGCUUCUGAUUUUUAAAAAAUCAAAUUUAUAUUAUACUCUCAACAUGUUAUAGAAGUAAUUAGUUAUUUCCUUUAAAAAUAAUAUAGAUUUUGUCUGAUGUUGUAUUGUUAGAGAAAAUAAUAGUUGAUAAAAAAACACUUCAAUAAGCUAGAUAUUCUCUGCGGCAUUUCUCCUUUAUUUUGGCUCACUGAAAAAAAUAAACUUCACCACCUUAAUUGGGUAUCUCACAGGAUCAGAAGUAGUGUGACAGUCAUUACUUUUAUUCUAGUUUAGAGCUUCUUCCUUUAUUUGUGUCAGGAACAAGUGAGGGGUGACCAAAUUCCAUGUUAUGUGCAUCUUUGCAUUUGCACUUCGUAGUGUGAUUUUUUUCCCCCUAUGGCAGCUGUAGCAGUAGUCUUGGGACUUGUAAUGUGCAGCCUGGCCAUCAUUUAUACAUUAUUGACAUGUUAUGCUAUUGUUUGUUUUUACCAUUAGAAAUUCUUGAUAUGUUAACCUACUGUAUGUUUAUGCCAUUAGAAAAAACAGGCAGAGAUGAAUGUUGAGGCUUGAGUUUUUUUUUAAAGUAAAUGUCAGUGUUUAUUCUCUAGAUAUUGACUUGAGAACAAAAUCCAACAUGCUUUAAAUAUUGUGUCUCUAAAUCUGAAGUGACAUUAGCAGUUUUCAAGAACAUUUUACAAAGCCAUCAGCUUUCCCCUAGGUUUUAGUUUAAUAAGUUAAAUUUGUAAUAAAGUCGCACCCAACAAAAGGGUGACCUUUUAGACCUUUGAAUGUGAUUGACAUGGAUCAUGACAGCAGUUGCUGUCAGAAUGCCAGCAUGUCAGGAGUAAAUAACUUGAAAUAAAUAUAACAGACUCCUCCAAAAAUAUUUAAUGAGAAGCCUUGAAAAACCAUUUCCAUCAUAGGUUGCUUCAGGAUUUUUCUCUUUUACUUGUUUCCUAACAUGAGUAUGUUGACUUUGUCCAGCAGUUAAAAGAGUUCAGACAAGUUUCUAUCACUUUCAUAUACUUUCUGUAUAAAAUUAUAGACCAAAUAAAGCAAUAAAAUAUACUAGUAUUUAUUUGUUCUAAUAUAAUGAUUGUAUGCCAAAAAUUUAAAGUAUUUUUGGAAAGUUGGUUUGCUAGCAUUAGUUUAUAUAGCAGAGAGCUCAUGUCUAAUCCUGCUGCUAACCUACUGACUUAAAGCACUUUCUGGUUUAUUUUGAGACUUAUUUCUACUGUAGAAACAUUUAGUUGUCAAAAAAAGAAACAUUUAUUUUUAAAAACAGUGUGACUCAUGGCUAAUUCAGAUGCUCAGCUACUGAGAUUGUAUUUCUGAAGCUUUACUGUACUACCUUAGUAGUAAUGGAGGUCUCAAUCCUAAUUCAAUAGUGACUGCAGUAGCAAGUCCAGGAAGGAACUUUAUUGGCUGUCUGAAUUCCUUUCCACACCAAGUAUUUCUUAGCUUCUCCAUGACAUAGAAAGGUGGAAAUGUUACAAGCAUGUAGGAUAUCUGAAAUGUUCAGGUGCUAAAUAGUUGUAGACUUAAAUGUUCAGCAUUUCACAUGGUCUGUGGCCCUCUAAUUCUGGCAUUGAAGUUAGCCGUCAUAUAACAAACUGUGUGGUGGUCCACUUUAUGUUAUUGACAGUAAUUUGGUUUUCAUAGUCCCUUUGCUGUUCCUGUGGAGUGUCUUACAUGUUUACAUGUUAUUCUGAUAGCAGUUGUGUAUGAGGAACACCCAAGGGAUUGUGGCAGCCACUAACAAUUGGCCCAUAUUAUACACUCUAGUAGCUUCAGUUUCAGAGCAGGUGAAUAGGCUGCUGCUUGUGAUUUUACAUUAGUAAAAGGGAACAUGCAACUGAAUGCUGUGUAGUGAAUCAGCAGUAGUGGCAUAGCCAGUGUAGCAAAUUCAGCCAUAUAUAGGAGAGCUGUAGUAUCUUACAACUCCCUGUGACUUUUUCUUUACUUAGGAAAAAAGUCUGUUCUAUUUGGAACUACUCGGGGAUGACAAGUUUCCUCUCUUUCUCCCCUACAAAUAGCAGUUAAGAGAUAGUGAAAACAUGUCAUUAGUGCUGGUGAUGUAAGCUGUCUGUAUUUUAGAAUUGCAUCUCAACUCAUUCUGUACCAUUGGUUUUGUGAGCUAGGACUGCAGGAAGAUUUGGUCCAGCAACAUUGGUGUGGCACAAUGGCCCAUCACAGUUGCCCAUCUUCUCUCCUACUGUGGUCCCAGUCUGGAUCCAGCCACCCUUCUUCCUUUACUGUUAAAAAAAUACAUGAUGUUUUUGACAAACAACACAUCAUGUAUUUACUAUACCAAGUAAUUUAACCCUCACAUACUUUCGUAAGUUAAUGUUUCAUCACUCACAUUUUGGGGUUAGCUUUUCAGAUCCUGAACCAUACCUGAGCAAUAAAGUACUCCCCAAUGGUUGGUAACAGGAAAAUUAGCCAGGCCACUGAUUUAAGCCAAUUGUCCUGUCACCUUUUAGCAUCACUGGCAUUUUGAUGUUGUAUUCUGUAAUAGGGAAGACAGGUCAGACCAUCCUUCUCCAAUCCUCUGAUGUUUUGGCAUAAAUAUUAUCAUCUCUGAUCAUUGGCCAUGUUGGUCUGUGCUAAGGAAGGUGUUGCCCAAAACACUUGUAGAGUACUAGGUUAGGAACUGGUUAGUGCUUUCAGUACUGCUGGUGAAUUAAAAUUGUCCUUGAGAGAAUUUUAAGUUUGUAUGUCAAUGUUUUCGGAAUGUUUUAAUCAGUAUGAUAAUCUGUAAAAACUGGAGUUAACCUAUGUUAAAAUCAGGAAUACAAUAGUUCAGAAUCAACAGGGAGAGUGUAACAUAUUAACAGCAAAUUUACUUGUGGUAAAAAAUGAUAUAUUUUUUCAAAGCAUGAGUGACUUGAAUACAUGCCUUUUUGUUCGGGGUGAUUCUGUUGGAAAGGUUUGAUAUAAACACAACUUGACAGAAGUAGAAGUGGAGAAAAUUCCCUUUUUUUAGAAUGAUGAACCAGUAAGCUUCAAGAAAUAACUAAAUUUUAAUAUGGGUUUCAAGAUAGUGUAUUAAAGCCUCCAUCUUUUGCUUUGGAGGAGGUGUAGUUGCCUAUACUUUUGCUGAUAAUGACAUUUGUGAAGUAGCAACUGUGCAACUAUCCUAUUUUGUAAAACAAACAAGCAAGCUAGUAAAAGUUGAGCUCUUUUGAACAUGCAUCUCCAGAGGAAAAAAAUGCAACUCCUUUGUUUUACUGCCUUAGGAGAAAUUAUUCCAAGUAUGCUGGGUUUCGGUCCUUGGCAUAGGAAUGCUUACAGAAUUAUUGGCUGUGAAUCUUGGUUUUCAUCUAUUGUCAAUUUGUUUUAAAAUUUACUGUCCUUUAUUUAAGCUGACCUUCAAUACAAAAUAGCUGAAAUGUAUAGAAAGAUAAAACAGAUUGGACAUCUUUUAGAAAUGUAUAAAAGUUUGUAUGAAGUGGGUUAAAGCAGUUUAUAGCAACUGAGUUUUGCACCUAUCCUGCACUGCGAAUGUUAAAUGUAAAUAAAACACUUUAUAUGGGG
Messenger RNA from Pogona vitticeps (central bearded dragon), 5923 nucleotides. NCBI's taxonomy places the organism in Eukaryota, Metazoa, Chordata, Lepidosauria, Squamata, Agamidae. The record is from RefSeq and is a predicted model, not a curated record.